AUGGAGAAGCCGCCCAUCCCGAGCAUCAUCUCCACCGUCACCUACUGCUGCGGGGCGUGCGGGUACGACCUGAGGCUGAGCUCGCUGGCGCGGGACACGGCUGGCGGCGCGAGGCGGCGGUGCGUGGGCGCGGCGGAGGUGGUGUUCGACGCCAUCGACGACGCGCGAUUCGGCCACCUAGAGGAGUUCCGGUGGCUGGACGUGCGCGCCUGCCUCCCCUUCUCGCGACGCACGCGCCUGCUCUGCCGCAAGUGCGGCGCCCGCCUCGGCUACGGCUACGACGACACCGCCGCCGCCGAGCGCCCGCCGCGCUACCACAUCAAGAUCCGGGCCCUCCAGCUCGCCCCUGAUCCCUCCCCGGACGCCACGGCACCGUCCGAUCCGUGA
Messenger RNA from Triticum turgidum subsp. durum (durum wheat), 387 nucleotides. The record is from the annotation of a GenBank genome assembly. Lineage: Eukaryota; Viridiplantae; Streptophyta; Magnoliopsida; Poales; Poaceae.